Molecule: messenger RNA, 477 nt
Organism: Ruditapes philippinarum (Manila clam)
Lineage: Eukaryota; Metazoa; Mollusca; Bivalvia; Venerida; Veneridae
Product: collectin-10-like
Exons: 4
Coding region: 1-426 (141 amino acids)
Source: RefSeq, a predicted model, not a curated record
AUGAUCCCUGCACAAAAAGCCCUUGCAAGAACGGAGGUACGUGUACAAGUCAAUCUGGCAGUUAUACAUGUACCUGUACAAGCAAAUUUGCAGGAACUUAUUGUGAGCAGUAAAUGCGCCCAAGACGGUGGAACUCUUGCGCAAGCCGACAGCGAAGCUGUUAACAACUAUCUUGACACAUUGAGAGGAAAUGGUGACACAGCUUGGAUUGGAUUGAAUGAUCUUGAAACUGAAAAUACAUUCAAAUGGGACGGAUCGCAACAACCUGUCAGUUUUACAAAUUGGAACACAAAUGAACCAAAUAAUGGCGCAGGAACUGGAGAGGAAGAUUGUGUUGAAAUGUCAGCCACUAAGAAAUGGAAUGACUACUACUGUGCUAGUCUAAACUUCUAUUUCUGUCAACGUUCUUCUACAAUUGCGCCCUAAUGAGAUCAUAUGGAUGAGAAAAAGGACAGUGAUACACACUAUCAAAGCCGG